This is a messenger RNA of Lineus longissimus, 1763 nucleotides long. Its product is annotated as pantetheinase-like. Lineage: Eukaryota; Metazoa; Nemertea; Pilidiophora; Heteronemertea; Lineidae. The coding region runs from base 28 to 1548 and encodes 506 amino acids. The record is from RefSeq and is a predicted model, not a curated record. The transcript has 2 exons.
UAUAAUGUCUAAAUAACACUGCGCACGAUGGCGGCUGUGGUGUUUCUUCCGCUUGUCCUCCUGGUCCUCGCGGCCUUCGCCUCUGUCCACGGCGACCGAGACUUCAUUGCAGCAGUAUAUCAGCACGCUCCGUACGAUGCACGCGAUGACAGACCGCCGAUCGACGUAUGGAAGCGGAAUUUGGACAUAUACGAGGAACAGACAAGGAUUGCUUCGAGAAAGAAAGCUGAUAUCAUUGUCUUCCCCGAAGUCGGCCUCACCGGUAACUUCAAAACGUUGAUGGCAUUCAGCAGGGACAAGCUACAAGCGUUAAGCUCAGAAUGUCCGGACCCGGAAUUAGAGAACUGGACCCCUUGCGACCAACCCAAGUUGUACAAGGCGUACCCUCUCGCUCGUCUCAGCUGCAUGGCACAAGAAAACAGCAUCUACGUGGUGGCGGACCUCAUCACUUCUCAUUCGUGUGUCGGCGAACACGGCUGCCCAGCCGACGAUAGAUACAGCCGCAACACGGCUGUGGUGUUCGACAGAACUGGCAAACUCAUCCUGAGAUACUUCAAAACGCAUCUCUUCUUCGAGAGUAUCAACAACUCCCCGCGAGAACCACAGAUCCCCGUGUUCGAUACCGACUUCGGGAGAUUCGGCCUCUGCAUCUGUUUUGAUUCUGUUUUCAAAUUCCCCAUCGUUGACUUGAUCCAAAAAGCGGGUAUCAAGAAUGUCCUGUUUCUGACAUUUUGGGUUGACGCGCUGCAGCCUGCACUACCCUGGCAGCAAGGGUUUGCAGCUGGAAAUAACGUGAAUUUCUUCGCAUCUAACACUCACGGUCCGGUUACCACCGGUGGUGGUAUUUUCUCCGGUAAGGACGUCCUGGCAUCGUCCCACGGCGAAACUGCCCUCCAGAUAGCUACAGUUCCAGUUGCUGGCCCGAGCAAGGGAGACCAUGGACACAAGUGCAACCAAUGCGGAUGCACGGAAAGCGACCCUGCAGCCAAAUACAAAUUCAGACCUGAACCAGAAGAUACGUUUCUUCGACAGUCACAGAUUUUUGCAAAAGUAAUGAAAUUCACGCCACUCGUCUCAAAUCAUGAUACUCUCACCAUAUGUGAUAAUGACUUAUGUUGUACCCUGUCCUACAAAAUCCGCGCCAAUCCAAAUGAAGAGCUGUACGCCUUUGGUAUAGCAAGUGGCCUGAACGCACUCAACGAGAGUUCCCUCAUCCCGACCAAGAAACCCAACCUCCAGCAUAAAUUGUUCGGGCAGAUCUGUGCCCUUAUGAAGUGUCCGGAGCAAGACAGGAGCAAAUGUGGUACGUUUUCACUAGACGCCACCACUACCUUUGACAACUUUGACAUAUCAGGAAAUUUCUCUUCCCAAUCCAUGUACCCAUCCGUGGUCAAUUCCGGCAUGACUUUCCCCGAGAGUGACGAAUGGCAUCAUUGUUCAACUUGUGGCCGGCUAUGGAGCGAGAACGGCACAAAACGUCCCCUGGUGGCAGCAUACUUUUUAGGAAGGGCGUACGAGAGAGACGAACUAGAUCCGAGACAACAAUAGAUAUCUUGUCAUGAACUUGCACUCAAGGAGAAAGCCGGAAGUGCAUUACAGCGGAGUUCAUACGACAAAUGAAGCAGUUAAAAGUCACAAAAUUCAUCGUAACCUCGAGGACAAAAAUUCAUUUCGUAAAAAAGGUCCAUAACGACCUGAUAGCAUGUGAAGGAUAAUUGGGGCACGCAAACAUGACGGCGGUAUCCUCCUGGUCAUGGUGUUCU